AUGCUUGCUCAUGCCAGAAGGUCCGUUCGUAAAUUUGCGACUGCCAGCUCUAUACCAGUUGCACCAGCAGGAUUUGAAUCUAGAACUCCACCAUAUGCUAAACUCCUGAGAAAUUUAGAACAGGUUCAAAAGGUCUUGAAUGGUCAGCCUUUAACCUUAGCUGAGAAAAUCUUGUAUUCCCAUCUUGUCAAUCCAGAAGAAAUUGCAUCUAAUGUAAGAGACAUUAGAGGUUUACAAUAUUUGAAACUUAACCCUGACAGAGUCGCAAUGCAAGAUGCAUCAGCUCAAAUGGCACUUUUGCAAUUCAUUACAUGUGGUAUGAAAUCAACAGCUGUUCCGGCAUCGAUUCACUGUGAUCACUUAAUUGUCGGUAAAGAGGGUGCAGAUACUGAUCUAAAGGCUUCUAUCUCAACAAACAAAGAGGUUUUUGAUUUCUUGCAAUCAUGUGGAGAAAAGUUUGGUAUUCAAUUUUGGGGUCCAGGUUCUGGUAUCAUCCACCAAAUUGUUUUGGAAAAUUUUUCAGUUCCUGGUUUGAUGAUGUUGGGCACUGACUCUCACACUCCAAAUGCGGGUGGUUUGGGUGCUAUUGCAAUUGGUGUCGGUGGUGCAGAUGCUGUUGACGCUUUAACCGGGACCCCCUGGGAAUUAAAAGCACCGAAGAUUUUAGGAGUCAAACUAACCGGUGAAUUGAAUGGCUGGACCUCUCCGAAGGAUGUUAUUACCCACUUGGCUGGCCAGCUGACCGUUAGAGGUGGUACUGGUUAUAUUGUUGAAUAUUUUGGUGACGGUGUUAAAACAUUAUCGUGUACUGGUAUGGCAACCAUCUGUAACAUGGGUGCUGAAAUUGGCGCAACUACUUCAACAUUCCCCAUGCAAGAAGCACAUCAUAAAUACUUAACUGCAACUGGUAGAGGUCCAAUUGCAGACCUUGCAAGAGACGUAAAUAACCAGUACGGCUUCUUGAGAGCUGAUGAAGGUGCAGAGUAUGAUCAAAUCAUCGAAAUUGAUUUAAAUACUUUAGAGCCAUCAGUUAAUGGUCCAUUUACACCAGAUUUAUCCACCAAAAUAUCAGAGUUAAAAGCAGUAACUAAAGAGAACCAAUGGCCAAAUGAAGUAUCAGCAGGAUUGAUUGGCUCAUGUACGAACUCCUCUUAUCAAGAUAUGACUAGAGCAGUUUCAAUCAUCAAGCAGGCAGAAAAAGUUGGUCUAAAACCCAAGAUACCUUUUUUUGUCACCCCUGGUUCUGAACAAAUCAGAGCUACUAUGGAGAGAGAUGGCUUGAUUGAUACUUUUGAGAAGAACGAUGCCAUUGUGUUGGCUAAUGCCUGUGGUCCAUGUAUUGGUCAAUGGGACAGAGGAUCCGAUGCUCCUAGUGGAGAAAACGUUAUUUUCACAUCUUUCAACAGAAACUUCAAGGCCAGAAAUGACGGAAACAGAAAGACAAUGAACUUCUUGACUUCACCGGACAUUGUUACUGCUGUUAUCUACUCAGGUGAAAUGGGUUUUAAUCCUUUGAAAGACUCUAUCAAGUUGCCAAAUGGUGAGGAUUUCAAAUUUCAGCCACCAAAUGGUGAAGAUUUACCAUCUCAAGGUUUCAUCAAAGGUAGAGAAGAAUUCUAUCCUGAGUUAGAACCUCAACCAAAACCAGAAGUAGAAAUUUCUGUAUCCUCCGACUCUGAUCGUUUAGAGUUGUUAGAGCCAUUUGAUAAAUGGAACGGAGAAGAAGUAGAAACUACUGUUAUCUUGAAAGUUGAGGGUAAAUGUACUACCGAUCAUAUUUCUGCUGCUGGUGCGUGGUUAAAGUAUAAAGGCCAUUUGUCUAAUAUUGCAAACAAUACUCUUAUUGGUGCAGUCAAUAAGGAGACUGGCGAAGUUAACACAGCUUAUGAUUUAGAUGGAAGUAAAUUCUCUAUUCCAGAUUUGAUGUUCAAGUGGAAGGAGGAAAACAGACCUUGGAUCGUUGUUGCUGAGCACAACUAUGGUGAAGGUUCAGCAAGAGAACAUGCUGCGUUACAACCAAGAUUUUUAGGCGGUAAAAUCAUCCUAACUAAAUCUUUUGCACGGAUUCAUGAAACUAAUUUGAAGAAACAAGGUAUGUUACCUUUGACAUUUGCCGAUGAAGCUGACUAUGACAAACUAUCCUCUGGUGAUAUUCUAAAAACACUCAACUUGAAGGACAUGGUUGCCAAGAAUGGAGAUAAUGGUGGAGUCAUUCAAAUGAAAGUCACCAAGAAGAGUGGUGAGCAAUUUGUCAUUGAUUGCAAGCACACGAUGUCCGCUGAUCAAGUCGCUUUCUUUAAGGCUGGUUCUGCUAUCAAUUACAUUGGUGAAUCUAAAAAAUAA
Molecule: messenger RNA, 2343 nt
Organism: Pichia kudriavzevii
Lineage: Eukaryota; Fungi; Ascomycota; Pichiomycetes; Pichiales; Pichiaceae
Exons: 1
Coding region: 1-2343 (780 amino acids)
Biological process (GO): tricarboxylic acid cycle
Cellular component (GO): cytosol; mitochondrion
Molecular function (GO): aconitate hydratase activity; 4 iron, 4 sulfur cluster binding
Source: RefSeq, a predicted model, not a curated record